This is a messenger RNA of Chenopodium quinoa (quinoa), 1113 nucleotides long. RefSeq names its product GDSL esterase/lipase At1g29660-like. The transcript is spliced from 4 exons. Gene Ontology annotation, molecular function: hydrolase activity, acting on ester bonds. Lineage: Eukaryota; Viridiplantae; Streptophyta; Magnoliopsida; Caryophyllales; Amaranthaceae. The coding region runs from base 1 to 1113 and encodes 370 amino acids. The record is from RefSeq and is a predicted model, not a curated record.
AUGUCUAGAACUCCAAAUAGCAAUUCCAUUUCCAUAAAUCUCUUCAUCACCCUUUCUUUCUCUGUAUUAGCUAGCUAUAGCAAUGUCGUCGUCGACGCCUCGCCAACAAAUUUAAUCAAUGGAAGUAGUUUGCGGGGAAUGUUCAUAUUUGGCAGCUCAAUUGUUGACAAUGGAAACAACAAUAAUUUGUUUGGUAAUUUUGCCAAGGCCAAUUAUUUACCAUAUGGUAUUGAUCUUGCAUUGGGUCCAACCGGCCGAUUUUCGAAUGGAAAGAAUGUAGCCGAUCUUAUUGCUGAUCACCUUAAGCUUCCUAUUGUUCCACCCUUCUCUGAUCCUAAUACUAAGGGUAAAUCUAUUGUUCAUGGUGUUAAUUUCGGGUCCGGUGGUUCGGGCAUCCUCGAUGUAACUGGUGUUUUACUGGGUGUUACAAGUAUGAACAAUCAAAUUAAGAAUUUUAGGAACAAGAUUUUGCCUCAAUUGGAGACGGAAAUUGGGCGUAAAGCACACAAAAUACUUCCUGAGUACUUGUUUUUGGUGGGAGCUGGAAAUAACGAUCACUCUUCCUAUUACCUCUUGCACCAAAACAUCAUUUGGACCCCCAAAGUCUUUGCUGCUAAGCUUAUCAGUAACUUGCUUGCUCAACUCAAGGAGUUAUACGAUUUGGGAGCUAGGAAAUUCUUACUGUUAUCUGUGUAUCCAGUUGGGUGCAAUCCAGUUUUAGCCAAAAACAAAGAUAAUUGCGUAAAAGAACUGAAUGCAGCUGUUUAUUUAUAUCAUGAUCAAUUGUUGGUUAUGGUUAAACAUAAGAUUGACCAACAUAUGCCUGCUGCUCAAUUUUCUGUGGUCAACUCGGCCAAAAUCAUCACCGGCAUGAUACAAAAUGCGAACGCAUCAGGUUUCACGAAUGUGGAUUUUACUUGUUGUGAUACUAGCAUGCUGGGAGGUCUUUGCAAGAAGAAGGGUAAAGUUUGCCCAAAGAGGGACGAAUACGUUUACUUUGAUGGCUUGCACCUUACCGAAGCUGCCAAUGCUAUCCUUGCAACUAAAGCUUACAAUUCCAUUGAUAGCUCUGAAGUUUUUCCUGUUAAUCUUGAAAAGUUGGUCCAAUUUUAA